AUGGGACAACGGUUACCGCAUCACCUCAACUGCAGCAUCAGAGAUGCAUACUUAUCUUUGUCUCAAUUUGAUGAAGUUGUUUUUGCAUUUGAGAAGCGCCUGGCAGUGAAUGAAAAGCUAGUGUUCAACCCGAUACUCGAGAGAUGGCAUCCUUUGACAGCAGGUGUUGCGGUUGCUACCCUUCAUGUAUGUUAUGGAAAUGAGUUGAAGAAAUAUGCUAAAGGUAUCACAGAGUUGACACCUGAUGCUAUAGAAGUGUUGAUGGAUGCCGACAAGUUGGAGAAAGAGCUGGUGCAGAUAGCAGUGGAGGAUUCUGUCGAUAGUGAAGAUGGUGGGAGAUCCAUUAUAAUGGAGAUCCAACCUUAUGAGGCUGAAGCUAUAAUUGCUAAUCUAGUUAAGUCAUGGAUAAAUAUUAGAGUGGAUAGACUGGUAGAAUUGGUUGACAGAAUUAUGCAUCAAGAGGCAUGGAAUCCACAGGAAAAUAAAGAAGGCUUCGCUCCUUCUGCAAUUCAAGUUCUACGAUUCAUAGGUGACACAGUGGCAACUUUCUGCCUCAAUUUCUUCUACUUCAUAUGUUGUGUAAAGAUGGAUACUGGAACAAUGCUGAAAACAGAAAAACAAGCCAUCACAAUUGGAAUUUUUGUAUCCGCGUUCGCAUUUGCAAUCCCUCUUGGAUUAUCCUUUGCAUUCACCAAUUUUGUUUCCAUGGACAAAACCCUCGCGUCUGCUCUCCCGUUAAUAGCCAUCUCGCAAAGCAUUAUUGUACUCAUCAGCAUAUCAGUCCUUCUAACAGAGCUUAAAAUCCUAAACACCAAUGUCGUCCGUCUAGCAUUAUCAUCGGCGAUGUUUACCAAUGUUGUUAUUCUGCCUUUGAUAACAGUUAUUUUUGCAGUAAUGCAGGUUAAAACUGCUAAUAAGAGUAUAGUGACACUGCUAUGGAUCCUUCUAUCAAUAGGUUCACUCUUGGUUGUUAUCUUCUAUGUAAUGAGGUCGACUAUAAUAUGGUAUGUAAGCCGGUUAAAUGGAAAGCCGAUUGACGAAUUUUGCAUUGUAUGUAUCAUUAUGUGUGUUCUCUUCACUGCAUUUUGCAGUGAAUUCAUUGGACAACACUAUUCUAUGGGACCAAUAUUUUUAGGCUUGGUUGUUCCUGAAGGACCGCCUUUAGGAUCGACUUUGAUAUCGAAAAUGGAAACACUUACUGGUGGGUUUUUGUAUCCAUUAUACCUUGCUGUUAGUGGAUUGCAGACUGAUAUAUUCAAAAUCAACUUUCGGGCUGCUUGGAUUAUAAUUGUCAUAGUGAUAGUCGCUUUUCUUGUAAAGAUCAUUGGUGUUAUUUUUCAAGGUCAUUAUUACAAAGUUCCAAUGAAAGAUUGUGUUGUGAUUGGGCUAGUUUUCAUUGGCAGAGGUAUAGCUGAGCUCUCCAUGUACAAUUUAAUGAAGAACAACCAGCUACUAACAGGACAACUGUUCUCUUUUAUGGUGUUGACCCUUAUAUUGAUAAAUGGUAUCAUAACACCACUGGUAAAAUUGACAUAUAAUUCUUCAGCCGAGUAUCGUUCAGGAAAAAAAAUUUCAAUACAACAUACAAAGCAAGAUUCUGAGCCCCGAAUCAUGGUAUGCUUUAACAAGAAUGAAGACAUCCCAACAAUGUUCAACAUCAUAGAAGCAUCGUGUGCAAGCAGACAAAGCAAUGUUGAAGUUAUAGCAGUUCACCUUGUAGAGCUUCUUGGAAGAUCAAUGCCUCUUCUCCUUGCUCACCAACCGAAUGACACACUUCUGGUAACCAAUUGUGAUUCAACUCAACUCGACAAUGCAUUAGAGCAAUAUACACAACUCAAUGAAGGGUGUGCACACGUUCAAUCAUUCACAUCAAUCUGCGACUUUGACAUAAUCCACGAGGACGUCUGCGGAAUAUCCCUCGACAGAAGAGCCAACAUUUUGAUCAUGCCAUUCCACAAAAGAUGGGAGAUAGAUGGAACGGUCGAUGUAAAGAAUAGAGGAGUGCAAACAAUAAACAUUAAAGUCCUCGAAAGAGCCCCUUGUUCAGUCGGAAUCCUCAUCGACCGAGCUAUCUUAAGCGGUUCUCCGUCACUUUUAAUAGGUAAAUCAACAACUAUGCCAAAUAUUUUUGAUCUUGAAAAGGUGACCAGAGACACUGUUUACUCAAACAACGAAGCAAUCAAUGAUUUGCCUGACUCGCCGCAAGAAAUUCCUCAUUUCAUAUCAGAGCCACAUGAAUUGAAUUUGGGAUGUGUGAGUCCAUCAGAUGUUUUUGCCAGCGAACAAAUAUCCAAGAGUGAAGCUUGCUCUCAUCCCUCUGCGAGUCCCAUCUUGGAAAGGGAUCCUCAUACAAGUGAUAAUUUUGCUUUGGAUCACUUAGUAGGAAUUCAUACCUCCAUUGAUUCUUCUACUGUUAAUGAUACAGUGUCAUCACCAAUUAGUACUGAUACAUCAUUUUCUGGCUCAAAAUUAUCAGACGAAAAAACUGGUAAGGUCAAUAACAUCUUCAAAUAUGAAGACACACAUAAAGAGUCUUUCAGUGAUAAUUCGGUUAGGUUGUGUACUAAUGGCGGAUUAUCAGGACUCGACCCAUCCCAAACCUCUUUCUUCCAAGUGCUCAACAUUCCCACAAAGAUUAACAAGGGUACUGUUGAAAUCUUUACGCCUGUUGAACUCAUCAAGAAGGGAGACAAGGUUGGAUCUUCUGAAGCUGCAUUGCUUGCCAAGUUAGGCAUUAGGCCCUUUUCAUAUGGUCUUGUGGUCCUUUCUGUCUAUGACAAUGGCUCCGUGUUUAGCCCUGAGGUUCUGGAUCUUACUGAUGAUGACCUUGUUGCCAAGUUUGCUAUUGGUAUAUCAAUGGUUACAUCACUUUCAUUGGCCAUCUCAUACCCAACAUUGUCAGCUGCUCCACACAUGUUUGUGAAUGCCUACAAGAAUGUUCUUGCCAUUGCAGUGGCAACAGAAUAUUCCUACCCCGAGGCUGACGAGGUUAAGGAGUAUCUCAAAGAUCCAAGUAAGUUUGUUGUAGCUGCUGCUGCUCCUGCCAAUAUAACUUAUGAUGAACCUGCUGCUGCCAAGGAGGAGAAAAAGGAGGAGCUUGAAGAAGAAUCUUCCAAAGUAUCUCGCAUUUUGCACAUGGACUCCUUGAAAGGACAUCAUAAAGGUCUUGAGAAUUUUAUCCAAAGCUACCUGUGUGAAGAACAGAAAGAGCUCGUUAAACUUGUUGAUGCCAAAGUCGGGAAAGAGUAUGAACUUGUUGUUACUACAUAUGCCGGACUAUACCGUUAUAGAAUUGGUGAUGUGCUAAAGGUAGCUGGAUUCAAGAACAAAGCGCCACAAUUCAACUUUGUAUGCAGAAAAACAUUGUAUUAA
Messenger RNA from Lathyrus oleraceus (garden pea), 3372 nucleotides. RefSeq lists its product as uncharacterized. Gene Ontology annotation, biological process: regulation of pH; proton transmembrane transport. The transcript has 3 exons. Gene Ontology annotation, cellular component: membrane; endomembrane system. NCBI's taxonomy places the organism in Eukaryota, Viridiplantae, Streptophyta, Magnoliopsida, Fabales, Fabaceae. Bases 1 to 3372 code for a protein of 1123 amino acids. The record is from RefSeq and is a predicted model, not a curated record. Gene Ontology annotation, molecular function: antiporter activity.